ACCAGCAAGUGCUCGUUGGGGGGAUCCUAGUAGCCUGGCCGGCGUUGCUUGUUCCCAUUUGCAACCACUGCGGCUGCCUGCCCUGCUGGCUCUGGCUGCCUGCAAUCUAUUCAUCUUCUGUUCUUGCUGCAAGUCCCAACCCACCCCAGAGUCCAAAAGGACUAGAAAACAAAUGCAAUUCUGAAGGUGCAUUUCAAAGUGGAAUACCUUCGUUCUGGAAGAGAAGAAUUAGUUGGGAACAAAGCGAGUGAGUAAGAGACAAUGGCCAUGAUCCCAGUUACCAUCUCCUGGUUGUGGGCCCAGGUCUCAUCUUCCUGGAAUAACUUCACCACACAGGCCAUUUCUCUCCUACUGCUUGCUCUGCUGCUUGAUUAUGUGAAGCGCAGGAAGAGAUGUAGUCGCUGUCCUCCAGGCCCUGCCCCUCUACCUUUCAUUGGGAAUUUGCUGCUGCUGGAUAGGAAGAAUCCACAACACACUGUCCAACGUAUGGCAGAAAGAUUUGGGAUGGUCUUCUGCGUCCAGGUUGGAUGGAGCAACUUUGUCGUGCUGAAUGGAUACAAGGUGAUUAAGGAGACGCUGGGCCAGAAAGCAGAGGAGUUCAGUGACCGAGCACCAGCACCUCUGCUGUGUCUGAUAGGCCGUGCAAGAAAUUCUGCAGGAAUAGUCGCAGCAAUGUACAGUGACGGCUGGAAGCAGCAGAGAAGGUUUUGUAUCUCCACCUUGAAAAGUUUUGGAAUGGGGAAGAAAACAUUUGAGAAGAGAGUGUCUGAAGAAGCUGGAUAUUUGUGCUCUGAGUUCAGAUCAAAAGAAGGCUCUCCCUUUAACCCCCAGUACAUCCUGAUCAAUGCAGUCAGUAAUAUCAUCUGCAUCAUAACAUUUGGUAACCGCUUUGAAUACAAUGAUGCAGUAUUCCUGAAGCUCAUGCAUUUGACUGAGGAGCUCAUUAAGACACUCUCCAGAAUCCUGCCCCAGAUUUUGGCUGCAGGAUCCUGGUUGUCCUAUAUUCCUGGACCUCACCUUAAAGCUAGGAAACUCUACAAAGAGCUUAGCGUCAUGCUAAGAGAGAUUGUGAGUGAACAUAAGAAAACCAGGGAUCCCACUUUUUCAAGAAAUGUGAUUGAUGCAUUUCUGGAGGAGAUAGAAAAGGCCAAAGGGAAUCCAGAGAGCAGCUUUAAUGAGCAAAACCUUAUUAAUGUGAUCUUUGAUCUGUUUGCGGCUGGCACUGAAACCACUGCUUCGACUGUACUCUGGGGACUGUUGAACCUUGUCUGUCAUCCUGAGGUUCAGAAAAGAGUUCAGGAAGAAAUUGAUAAAGUGAUUGGAAGGGCCAAACCACCCAUGAUGGACGACCAGCAGAAGCUGCCUUAUACUACUGCUGUGAUACAUGAAAUUCAACGUUUUGCUGAUAUUUUACCUAUUACAUUUCCUUAUAUAACACACCAAGAUAUUGAAGUUGGCAAGUUUGUCAUCCCUAAGGAAACCAUAGUCUUCAGUCAUCUGUCUUCUGUGCUGAGGGAUGAAUCCAUGUGGGAGAAGCCACACCAAUUUUAUCCAGAGCAUUUCCUGGAUGCAAAUGGACAGUUUGUGAAGCGAGAGGCCUUCCUGCCCUUUGGUGCAGGUCGCCAUGCCUGUCCUGGAGAACAGUUGGUUAAAAUGGAACUCUUCAUCUUCUUCACUACCCUCCUGCAGCAUUUUACUUUUCAUAUUCCUGAGAACUCUCCCAGGCCCAAGGGAGAUAGGGUGUUUGCCCUAACAGUUUUUCCUUCUCCCUUCGAGAUUUGUGCCAUUCCUAGAUAAUAUUUCCAUGAUAUCUCUUGCCCAGUCUGUGCUGGCCUGAGAGUUGACAGCAAAGGGAAAUUUGGAGAAAUGGUAGGUGUAGAUUAAUCAUUGCAUUGCCCUGUUGUGAACGCCAUUUAACUCUUAAAUACCAGUGGCUGCUCAGGACAAGAAUAUGUUUUUCAAUGUGGGAUGGGAACAAACUCCAGAAAUGUGAUAAAUAAAUAUAUUUCUAUCUCACUCAAAA
Messenger RNA from Hemicordylus capensis (graceful crag lizard), 2023 nucleotides. Its product is annotated as cytochrome P450 2D17-like. The transcript has 10 exons. Gene Ontology annotation, cellular component: intracellular membrane-bounded organelle; cytoplasm. The record is from RefSeq and is a predicted model, not a curated record. NCBI's taxonomy places the organism in Eukaryota, Metazoa, Chordata, Lepidosauria, Squamata, Cordylidae. Gene Ontology annotation, biological process: arachidonate metabolic process; xenobiotic metabolic process. The coding region runs from base 262 to 1797 and encodes 511 amino acids. Gene Ontology annotation, molecular function: iron ion binding; heme binding; oxidoreductase activity, acting on paired donors, with incorporation or reduction of molecular oxygen, reduced flavin or flavoprotein as one donor, and incorporation of one atom of oxygen.